GGCUGCGCGGUUCCCGCGGGCGCAGUCGGUUUGUGCCGGGAGGUAGCUGCAGGGAGGUCACGUAGGUUACACUCAGUGACUCCGCCGGUGGAGCCUGCAGGCCGCUGUGCCACCCCUGCCGCGGCGCCCCGGGCGGGGACCAGAAUGGCGCGGGUCGGCGGCUGGAGGCUCAGCUGACUGCAGGCGCGAGGUACCGAGGCGAGCCCGAGCCAGCGGGGCCCAGCGCCGGCUCUGCCCGUCCAUCUCCAGCCGGCAAACUCUGCCUUCCAAACUCAGGGCUCUCUGCGGGAAUGUUCAAAAAUGAGUACCAGGGAGGCGCAUUUGUUGAAAUUUUUAGUGCUCAGGGGAAAAAUCCUGGAGCAAAAUGGAAGAUCUCGGGCAGUCCGUCUGUGAUUUGGAAAGAAUUUGAUAAAGAAGUUAAAAGUUUUGUAUUUGUCCUGGAGGGCAGCAGCCAAACCAACAGAAUCCAGUUACCAAAGGAGAAUAAGCAAAUCCUUGGACUUAUCCAGAGGUUUCUUGUGCUUCAGAUUUACAUACCCCUGGGACAGGACUUCUCCACGGAAUUACUAAUUACUGAUUUAGGAAACAUCAAAAGAAGAUUGUAUUUAUCAACAGUCCAUAAGGAAGUGUCUUCAACACCUCUUCAUGCAAAAAUCCCACUCUUCAUGAUCAAGCGUAAAAUCUGGUGCAAUCUGUGCAUUGACCUGGUCGCCUUUACCAGUGAGAUAUUCAAAGGAGCAGUUUUCCAGUCAUUGGAUGGAAUUAUCGUCUCUGCUAACUGUAAGCUGCGGAAGAUCUUCACUUUAAAAUCAAAGCCUCAAGAGACAGCUGAUAAAGAUGAUGAACCCACAGAUAUUAUUCCACGAAGCUGUCAACUCUCAACAGAUGUUCCUCAUGUCACACAGCUGCUGAACAUGACAAAACUCCGCCAAACUGAAAUUAAAUUUGGAGGUCAUCCUCUAAGAUCAGCAGAAUCAGCAAGAACAUACGAGAUUCCCACUCCAUGUCAUAAAGAAAGCCACCUCAGACUUUUCAUCCACUGGAGCACUACAAGGAAUGCUGGAGAGAUAUAUAAAGACCAGUUCAUCAGCAGUGGAACAGGCAGCAUCCGGAACAGUAAAAGUCAAGAUGUUUGCCACAUCGCCUUUGGGUCCAGGGUUCUUGGGCCCCCUCCACUCUCUGGCAGACGGAAUAACCUAAGGCUCUCCACUGAGACAGUAAGAUCCAUUGGGUACAAGAAUAGCCAGUUGUGCCAGCAGCCUGCAGAAGAGAAGCGUGUUAACAGUGCGGACUUGUCAGCCUUGCUGACACCUCAGUCUGAACAGCAAGGGGAGAAAGGAAGUACUCGCCCUACGAAGCAGACCGCACCUCUUCCUGCCAGUCUACCUAUUCCACACUCACAUCCCCCUCAAGAACCAUCAGCAGAUAAGGGUAGCAACAGAAGGAGACGGCGGCUAAAAAGCAGCAGCGGAGACAGCACAGAGGCGCGCUGUGGUAGUUCCUCAGGAAAUAACAGGAGUGAAGAAGUCGCCAUGGCCCUCAACAGUAUCACAGAGCUGAGGACAGAGCCAGUGAGAGCCAGCACUCCAGAACCCCUGUCUCCUGAACAACCAGAUGAGUGGAUAUUUCCUGAGAGUGGUGGCCUGACCUCCGACCCAGCAUGGAGAAGUCCGUCCUUGCUCCUAGAUGGGGACUCCUACACUGCCUCGCACCUGUGGCUAGAAACUAGCAAGGACAGUGAACCUGACCAGGCAGAGGAAACCCAGAUGGCUCCCAAGGACAUUUUUACCUUUUCAUCUAGACCGAGAUCAGCGCCUCAUGGGAAGAGUCAUGAUAUGUCCCCCAAGGGGUGCCCAUUUAUUCUGGACCCACAAGAGGACAGCCAAGUGACCAAGGGAGACCCCGAGUUGGAAGGCAACUUUUAUGGCAGUGACAGCAGCGAAGAGGAAUACAACUGGAGAAACUAUCAGCCCAGCCAGAUGAGCGAAUCUGAGCUGCAGAUGCUGGCAAGCCUCAGGCGGCAACAGAAUGAAGACCUAGAGGACACUGGAGCUCCUCACGGCCUAAGCGCAUCCCAGGUGGACAACUGUAAUGUCAGCAUCAGUACCAGCAGUGAUGACACGACCACGUGGAACUCUUGUCUCCCACCUCCUGUGAACCAGGGCCGUCACUAUCAGAAAGAAAUGAAUCCACCUUCUCCAUCUAACCCUCGAGACUGGCUGAACAUGCUGAGCCCUCCAAUCGUCCCUCCCAGCCAGCAGCUGGUCGCACAGUCUCUAGACUCCUCUGCAAGUCUGAGUGUGCAAGGUGAAGAGGACCCACGUGUGGAAGAAGACGAGGAAGUGCUGACUCUGUUGUAUGACCCAUGUCUCAACUGCUACUUUGACCCUCAGACUGGCAAAUACUACGAGUUGGUCUAGCUCCUUCAUCUGGAGAUAGAAGAACAGCAGCAUGAAGUCCACAAUAGGCAACGUGACCUGGGUAUUGGGCAUGGGGACCCAUGGAGUCAAAAGGAAUGAGAGAAGGGCUUUGUAAAUAGCAUUUAAUGUUAAGAUCAUCUGCAUUCUCUUUGUGACUUUGAAAGUUGUGGAGGAAUUAAUACAGACACCAGAUUUUAGGCUUUGAAUUUGUUCUUAGUUGUUCUUUCCAGUCCUUUAAGUCUCAUUUCGUAUUUGUUAUGUAAGCAAAUUAAGAAUUACUCCUUCAAAUUUUUCCAGUGUUAAUCAAUAAUAAAUGAUGGCUUGAUACACUACAGAAAGUGUAUUCUUGUUUAAAAAAUGUCUGAAACCUUUUUAUGGCUUGUUUGCAUUAAAAAUAAAAUAUAGAG
Mastomys coucha (southern multimammate mouse) is the source of this 2827-nucleotide messenger RNA. RefSeq names its product chromosome unknown C3orf67 homolog (gene Cfap20dc). The transcript has 17 exons. The coding region runs from base 291 to 2420 and encodes 709 amino acids. The record is from RefSeq and is a predicted model, not a curated record. Lineage: Eukaryota; Metazoa; Chordata; Mammalia; Rodentia; Muridae.